GACUACCAAUAUGGCUGCGCCCUAUAAUGAAACGUCAAAUGUAAAAGAAAAACGUCUUUGAAAAUUGAAAACUAGAAUCACAUGUCUUCGAAUAAUACCUGAUACCCCCCUUUCUACAAAACCAAACUUGAGUGCAGACAAAGACAAGAUGGUGUCCCAUCACCGUAGAUUGGUGGAUUUUGAAAAGGAAUACAGGAAAGAUCCGGAAGAAAUCAGUAUUUGUGACAGGUUAAAGACAUGGACUCGACGUAAAUACGAACAAACUAGUGCUAAGAAGAUAUUAUUGAGUAAUCUCCCCUUUAUAACGAUGAUACGCAAUUAUAAACGAAGCGAUAUUGUUCCUGAUUUAAUUGCUGGAUCAACUGCUGGAGCUAUGAUGAUUCCACAAGGAAUGGCAUUUGGUGCAUUAUCAACACUGCCCCCUAUAGUUGGGUUAUAUAUAUCACUGUUUGCACCAUUAACUUACUUCUUCCUUGGUACUUGUCGACAGAUCUCUAUGGGUUGUAUAGCGGUCUUGAGUUUAAUGAUGGCUGAUAUUUUAGAUCUGUAUGACGAGAAUACAAAAAUAGCUGCCGCUUCAUCAACUGUUUACGCAACAGACAAUAUGACCUCUCUGUUUACUGACGACAUAUCACCUGAUAUCCAGGCUAAGAGAAUUGAAGUGGCGGCUGCCGUUACUUUUGUUGUUGGUAUGAUAACCAUUUUAUUGUCAAAGUUAGGACUAGGGUUUGUGACAUGUUUUAUGUCCAACUCUCUGAUAACUAGUUUUACUGUGGGUGUUUCUAUACAUGUGUUCACAAGUCAGCUGAAAAAUGGUCUUGGCUUAAAGUUGGAGAGGAAAUCAGGUUUAUUUAAACUGCCAAAGACAUGGUAUGAGGUCUGUGUUCAUCUUCCCGAGGCUAACGUAGCAACGUUAAUAACAUGGUUUAUCUGUAUUAUAAUAAUCUACCUGGUAAAAGCUCAAAUCAACGACAGAUUUAAAAAGAAGAUGAAGAUACCAAUACCAAUAGAAUUAAUCAUGGUUAUAUUUGGAACGGUUGCAUCAUAUUUUCUGGAAUUAAAUUCCAACUAUCAAGUAAAAAUUGUAGAAUAUAUACCUAAAGGAAUACCUAGUCCUAAACUACCAGACGUAACUCUAGCUACAGAUUAUUUAGCUGAUGGUAUAUUAAUAGCUGUAGUCUCCUAUGCCCAGACAGUAGCUUUAGCUAAAACUUUUGGUUUAUUACAUAAAUAUGAGAUCGACCCCGAUCAGGAAAUGUUUGCAUGUGGUGGAGCUAAUGUUGUGUGUUCGUUAUUUUCGGGUUAUAUAACGGCAGCUUCUGUGUCAAGAACUGUUGUUGUUAAUGGAGCAGGUGGAAAAACUCAGGUGACGUCGUUAAUAGCAUGCAGUAUAGUAUUAUUAGUUAUUGUUGUUUUAGCUCCAUAUUUCUACUACUUACCUCUAUGCGUUCUAGCAGCGAUUAUUGUUGUAAAUUUACGUGGGAUGUUCUGGAAGUUAACACAACUUAAUCCACUUAGAAAACAAUCAAAGUCUGAUUUUAUAGUUUGGGUUGUGACGUUUAGUGUAUCAGUAUUUGUUGAUGUUAUACCAGGUUUGUUAGCAGGAAUUGCGGUCUCUUUUCUACUUAUUAUCAUCAUCACACAACAAUCACCAGUAACAUUAAAAGGUGUUGUAGAUGGAACACAAGAAACACGAACACCAUCUUUGUAUCAUAGUGUUGACCUGUCUUCCGAUAUUAAAAUUUUACACAUCAACAAACCCUUGUGCUUUGCCAAUUCCGAUAUUUUCGUCCAGAAAGUUUUCAAAAACAUUGACAUAAACAUUAUCAAAGUACAAAAACAAAAAGCCAAAUUAAUAAAAAGUGAAAAAAAUGCGAAUAACUCUAAUCAUAAUGAUAAUGAGUUAAAAGAUCUUGAGCCCUUAGAGGCAGAAAAUAAAAUAGAUGAUACACAAGACGUCAUGCUGUCACUUGAAACUGACAUGUCACUUCCAAAAUAUGUCAUCUUAGAUAUCAGUGGUGUCAGCUUUAUAGACUUAAUGGGUGCUAGCGCUUUACAAUUAAUUAUAACAGAAUUAAAUGAAAUAGAUAUCAAAGUUUUAAUCACAAAUAUAGCAGUUGUUGUGUAUGACACAUUGGAUAGAGUUGAUUUUAUAAAGAAGAAUGAGGAUCGUUUAUAUUUAACUCUGUUUGAUGCUUUACAAGAUAUCAGAACUUCUUCAGAGAGUGCACCAAAUAAUCUUCACUCACAAGAUACGACUGAAGCAUAAUGACGAGGAACAAAUCUUCCCACUAUUUUAUAACACAGAAAACAGUAUUGAUCAACAGAAAUCCAUUUUGUGUUUGUUUACAAUAUAGCUUGUUAUGUAUUCGCUUUAUAUUAAUCAUCAUUAUCUGAAAGAUGCUUCACAAUUACAUACACUCUGUGGCGGCUGUGCUGGAUAUAGACAUAAGCUCAAAUUUUUAUGGUUUUACUUUUACAAUUCCUUAAAUUUCUAUAAAGUAAUUAAAAGGCAUCUAUAUUGUUUAUGGUGAUCCAAGGUCCUGUGUUGGUACCCACUUUUGAGAGACCUUCUGGAAUCUGGAGUAACUUUUUAACAAGGUUCUCCAAGCUUUAUAAUAUGAGUAGCUAAGGGCCUCAACAAGUCUAAAUAUAGCUUUUCUUGUUCCCCAAUGUAGCACCAUAGGUCUUUUGUCUGAUGUGGAGAGUGGAUUAGGGGAACCGGUCGCCACAUCCUACGUAGAACCCAUGCAUCUUUCCUUACUACAUAUUUCUGUAGCUUUGUGAUCGUCUAGAAUUUGUCUCUAGGUGUCUUUACUUCUGCUUCACGUUGUGUAUUUACUUCUUACAGUUUCUUAAGACGUUUGUUUUACCAGGAAUAACAAUGCAACAGUUUGCUUCUACAUUUUAUAGCCGAAUACAUAUGGAUACAAGCAUAGCACAAAUUACAAUACUAGCUAAAACCAUUUCUCUACCCUAGCCAGCCUCGCGGAUGACUAGGAACUCAGAUGGAACCUCUCUGAAAUCUAAUAGAAGUCUGACUUAAAACUUUACUAUGAUUUAUUUUAUAAGACUCCUGGACAUCACGCACAGAAAGCCUGUUCAUGGCCCUGAACCUGUGCAAUUAACGAUAUGAUUGGUUACUUUAUGCCAAAUGAUGCAAUUAGAAUAAUUCCACUCAUGUGUAAUUCUGGUGGUAAAUUAUUGACACCUGUGUUGGUUUAAGAGCUCUUUUUAUGUAACAAUAUAUCAAUUACAGACUAAGUUGAUUUAGUACAAUUCCACAUAUGUGGAAAUCUACCAACUUGCCAAAGAUAUUAAUUAAUGAAAUAUACUGCCAUCAUUAAUUUCAAGAGCAAAAAUUCUAGCAAUAUUAUUACACCAAUAUCUAUCCAUUUCAAAAAACAAAAUCAGCAUAAAACUUAUAUCUGCAUAAUGUUUUUGAACUUUUUCUGGAAUAACUGAAAUCAAUUUAGAGUUGCUAGUAUACUACUUAGUUAAGGCAUGUCUUAUUUUCCAAAACAGACUCCUAAUGCAAAAUACAGAUACAAACAGAAAUAUUUGAGAUGGUUGUAAUUCUAAUACUGGUCCCCAAAAAAAUUCAGAUGAUCUAUUCUUACAUAAGUUUUUGAAAUCAAUAAUUUACUGUGGGUAUUGCUUUAUACGGUUAUGCAUUGUACAUCUCUUUAAUAACUUUAUGGUAAUGUUGCACUGUGGGAUCGCUAUGGUGGAAUAUUAGAGAAGACAGUGUUUGUCGUUUGUCGGCCUUCAAUGGACAUAUCAUGUGUGUCAUGAACUGUUGAUAACUGGUAAUCUGUUUUUUAGAUGUUUGGUAUUAAUAUAAUAUAUUUUCUCAUUGAUGACCAUGUUAUUGAUGUUAUUUGUUCGGCUAAAACCCUACAUUACAUAAAGAAUAUUCUGUCUCUAUUUACUAGUAAUAUAUACAUAAUAUUUGAUUUCUAGAAUUUAUGAUUGAAAAUCUCUAAACCCAAGAUUUAUUUUUAUUGUAGCGGAAUGAAUUGAUUUAUAUUUCAAUGACAUUAAUUACCUCUAUAUUUGAUAUUGUUCAUGUGGAUCUAUUUUUCAUUGUUGUUUAAUUGUGAUGGUUUUUUUUGUGAUGAUUUAAAGAUAAACGAAUAGUUUGAUGGUCAGUAACUUUUAAGGUUGUAAUUUUACAAGUGUCAAGCAAACUGUCAGCAAUUUAGCAAAUUUACUGUUUAAUAAAAUACUGUUUGUCUAUAAUAAAACUUAGCCAAGUGAGGCAUAUCAAUAUAGUUUUAAAAUGAAGUGAAAUAACUUUAGACACCAUGUUAAGAUAUGAUGCCACUAAAACGUUUUGCAGUCAUGGUAGCAUAAUGACUAUUGCUACCUCAUUUCACUGAAGAGUCUGCCACCAUGAAAAUGUCAAUUAGUAAUCAAUGAUUUGGGAGAAUAAAAUAUUCAUUAUAAGUAUGGUAUUAUUGUUUUAGAGUGAGCUUUAUUAGGAGAAAAUGAUCAUAAAUAUGAAGACAAAAUGUAGCUUAUGAGGCCUUAAUUUAUUAUUAGCAUUGUUUUGAAAACAUAUAAUGUAUUUUUAUAGAGCUUAAAUAUGAGAUUAGUAAACUUGAUUGUGAAUAUAUGUGGAGUAUAUAUAGCCUAGCGAGGCCUUAAUUUAAUUGAAAUAAUUAAUUUAUAUUGAUUUAAAAAUAUAUUCUAUAUUGAUUUAAAUAUAUUAUAUAUUGAUUGAUGCUAGUCUUUACCUUAAUUGAAAGUUCCAGAAAAAUGAUUAUUCCAUAUAAAAUUGUCCAAAAUUCAAUGGUUUUUUUAGGUCCUUAAAGGCUCAAUACCACUCUUGUUGUAACAGAAUUAUAUGUCCUAAUCUUUAUUCUGGUCAACAAAUUGUACUAUUUUACAAUAUUCCAAUUAAUUGAUGAUACAAAUUUCAUCUUAACACACCUAAUUUAAAAAAUUGGAAAAAUUCAACUAAAUGAUUUGAAAAGCCUAACAUAAACCUUUUCAAAUGUAACUUGGAUUUAAAAAUAAUUUCGAACCCUCUGGACAAAUAAAAUAGGAUGUAGUGGAUAAUUUACACAAUAGGUAGGACACUUAAACAUCUAAUACUUAAAAUAAGGCUAAUAUUUAUUUACUUGAGCUGUCAAGCCAGCAAGAGUGUUAUUGUCCCUUUAACACAUUUAAUUUUUACUGAAUAAAUAUAAACAAAAAUAACACAAAAUUUGGCUAACUUCGCUCUCUGCACAGACUUGAUGUAUCUGCAUAUAAACAGGACAAAUUAAUUCCAAAUUUUCAUUUUUCUGUUCUUUUAAAAUAUGGUUAUUGUGAAUGAUUAUUGGGUCAUAUAGGUGUUUUACCCUAACAUUUAUAUAAUAUGCAGCUGAAGAUUAAUGUGAAUGAUUAUUGGGUCAUAUAGGUGUUUUACCCUAACAGUUAUAUAAUAUAUAGCUGAAGAUUAUUGUGAAUGAUUUUUGGAUCAUAUUAAUGUAUUUAUCCAGUGUGCCAUAUAAUAUAUAGCUGAAGAUUAUUGUGAAUGAUUUUUAGGUCAUAUUAAUGUAUUUAUCCAGUGGGCCAUAUUAUACACAGCUGAUGAUUAUUGUGAAUGAUUAUUGGGUCAUAUUAAUGUUUUUUAAGAAUAACUAUGGGGUCAUAUUGAUUCUAUAUAUAAAUUAAAUGUUUUGAAGGGAUAAUUAACUUUUUAAGAUGAAUGUUUUAGUUUUUAGAAGUUGAUCAUAAGAUUUACUAAGGAAGGAAUUUUUAAUGGAAUGAUGGUCAUUUUUUGUUUAAAUAUUGUAUUCUUGUGUCGGAAAUUACAGGAAUUUAUUGACGAAUGUUGCCUACUUAAUAUAAUAUAAGGCAUAAAUAUAUACAGUUAGACAUACAGCAGUGUACUCAUUUAUAUAAAUAUACAACACUAUGAGAAAGCAUUGACUUGAUGAAAACCAUAACAAAUCUUUUAGAACAAUACGAAAAGACAGGGACUUGAUAAAUCCGAUAGUGAAAAUUAGAAAAUUAUUUAGCAGUAAAAAGAGAAAAAAAAAAUGUUCAAAUCAUUCUAGCAUAAUGCCCUCAUGUGAAGGUCUCGUGGAUAUUAGCAUUUCGGGGAACUCGUAAUUUUCGUUAAAUGAAAUAAAUUUGAUAUGAACGACAAAUGUUUCUGACAACAAAUUUACACAUACUUUUGUGUUUGAAAGAUCUGUAUCACCGGAUUUGUAUUCACUGCUAAUUUCAAUGACUGAACCCAAAUUUGGGUUUGGGUGGUACGUGGCUGGGCCAGAUAUUUAUAUUUUGGGGUUUUUACUAUACAACCGGUUUAGAUUAUAUAAGUAAUUUCAUAAUAAAUGUUUAUGGUAUAUACGAAUAAAUAUAUUUUAUGGUUUUAUUAGAAUAUAAUUAACAGAUGAUUGGAAUAAAUGAUUAUAUGUGUA
This is a messenger RNA of Patella vulgata (common limpet), 6419 nucleotides long. RefSeq names its product sulfate transporter. Gene Ontology annotation, cellular component: membrane. The transcript is spliced from 18 exons. The record is from RefSeq and is a predicted model, not a curated record. Gene Ontology annotation, biological process: transmembrane transport. Gene Ontology annotation, molecular function: chloride transmembrane transporter activity; sulfate transmembrane transporter activity; oxalate transmembrane transporter activity. Lineage: Eukaryota; Metazoa; Mollusca; Gastropoda; Patellidae. Bases 149 to 2269 code for a protein of 706 amino acids.